GAAGACUCAAGUCUUCUAUAUUUGUUUGUUAUAUUCAUGAAUUUCAUGUACAAUAAAUGGAGAUAUAUAUAUAUAUAUAAUUGUUUAUUCGUCGAUAAAAUUGACUAAUUGGGUCUACUUGUUUUUAUGUCAAUGAGUCAGGUAGUGUGAUAGUUAGUGUCCCAUUCGGUACGCAAACGGGAGACGCUCUGUUUAAACGACUUAUCUCUCUCCCAAACCAAUUGUCUUCCUCCUCCUCCUACUCCUCCUUCCACUUUCCAUCAUUUUCUCUCUCUGCUUGAACGUGCUAGAAAAUGGCAGAAAAUCCAGAGUUGGAAAAUGUGGAUUCUGAUACUCUUAAUUCAUCUUGGGAAUUAGAAGAAACGGGUUCCCAGAAAAUUUCAGUUUCCGAUCAAACAAACAGCUUGCAAUACACAAAUAUGAAACAUGAUAGCUUCAUAGUUGACAUGGAACGCUUCCCUCAGCAGACUCAUAAAGACCUAAAUGCAAAUUCAAGAAUAACUAGGAGCCUUUCAAGAAUAGGGUCUCAGAGAGGUGGGGAGAAGAAGAUCAAGGAAAGUUCUGGCAAUGAGAGAGACGUUUUUCUUGGUACCUCUACACCAAGAGCUGCUCUAGGUGGAGCCAGCGUGCCAGAAAAGUCCAUGGUGGUGACAGUGGGGGCCACUGAUCAUCCUAUCAGCCCACAAGUCCACCACCAGAUCACUAUCAUAACCGGCGGCAACAUUAGCAGCAGCAGCAGCACCACCACCACCACCGAAAGCAAAUGUGGAGGCAAGAGAUUCAGUUUCAGGCGCUCUUCGCCCUCUUGCGCCAUUGACCCCAGGAAGAUACUUUUCUUCUUUGCUACAUUGUCAAGUAUGGGAACCAUAUUACUGAUUUAUUUCACACUUUCCAUGGGCAAGCUCAAUGGGGAUGGCGACGCUCUCAAUUGGUAACAGCAACAUAAACAAAAAGAACAAAGAUUAUAUCAUAGUUCGCGCUUGAUCAUGCUGGGACGACGCCAUGUUCUUGAACUAAUUCUUGCAAUGACAGACUUGUGACAAGAUGAUUGAACAAAAGCAAGGAAAAAAAGACCAUGGAAUGUUAAAACAGAAAAAGGCCAUGGCUUCAAACUUGGCACCUUUUCACUUUUUAUACUGGUUUUUUUUUUUUUUCUAUGAAAUCUUCUAGGUGGAAACAAGGACAGAGAGCACUAUGACAAUGGUUGAGAAUCUUGAUUUUUAUAUACACAUGUAUAGUAUAGAUCAAAACACAUGAUGUGCUUACUUUUUUUGCAUCUCUGCACAAGUCUAAUGGAGGAACAAUUUUAGUUAUUUAUUUUCUUUUCAUA
Molecule: messenger RNA, 1330 nt
Organism: Cornus florida
Lineage: Eukaryota; Viridiplantae; Streptophyta; Magnoliopsida; Cornales; Cornaceae
Exons: 5
Coding region: 294-935 (213 amino acids)
Source: RefSeq, a predicted model, not a curated record